CACUGCUCCCGUCCUCCUUUGCAAUCCCGGGCUGGCGUGCAAUGCCUUCUCCUUCUCCCCUGCCGAAGGGGAGCUGGCCACCUUGGUCGCCCACCCCCUGCUCCCGUUCUCCUUUGCAAACCCGAGCUCCCUCGCAGAAGGUGAGGUAGCCCCCUGCUCGCCCACCCCCUGCUCCCCUCCUGUUUUGCCAUCCCCAGCUCCCUCGCAGAAGGUGAGGUAGCCCCCUGCUCGCCCGCCCCCUGCUCCCCUCCUGUUUUGCCAUCCCCAGCUCCCUCGCAGAAGGUGAGGUAGCCCCCUGCUCGCCCGCCCCCUGUUCGCCCACCCCCUGCUCCCCUCCUGUUUUGCCAUCCCCAGCUCCCUUGCAGAAGGGGAGCUAGCCACGCCACUCGCCCACCCCCGGCCCCCGGCCUGCUCUGCAAUCCCGGGCAUGUCCUUGGGCCUGUCUUGCAGCAGCAGCAGCAGCCGGGGGUUGCCCCCCCGGGUGGGCCAGCUCUGAUCGCCCACCCCCUGCCCCUCGCCCCGCCCCAGGCCCAAGUUGCCAAUGCCGGGCCCGGGCAAGUGCUCCUUCUAUCGACUGGCCCUGGGCUCCCUGCUCCUGGUGGCCCUGCUGCAGCUGCUCUACCUGUCCCUGCUGUCGGGACUCCAUGGGAGGGAACAGAGGCACAAGUACUCGCAGCUCUUCGAGGCCCGCAGGGCCGGGGACCAGACCAAGGAGCAGCUGCGAGCCGCCCUGGCCCGGGGCGGCGUGCUCGACGCCAGCGGGGACUACAGGGUCUACAGGAACCUGCUGAGGGCCGAGGGCGUCGCCGGCGACCUGGUGCUGGCCACCCACGCCAGCCUGGGCAACCUGCCCCACCUGGAGGGCCUGGUGGAGCGGUGGGGCGGACCCGUGGCCGUGGCCAUCUUCGCGGCCGGCGGGAAGGAGGCCCAGCUGGCCACGGUGCUGGCCUACGCGCUGGGUACCCUCUGCGGGGCCGUGCGGGCCAGGGUGACGCUCCACCUGGUGUGCCCGGCCGGGCACGAGGCCUCCGUCCCCGAGCCCAGGGAGCCCGGCGAGUUCGCCCGGCUGCGGAGCUGCCCGGAGGUGUUCGCCAAGCUGGCGGCGUGGGCCGGCGCCGGGCCCAACUACGCGCUGGGCGCCAACGUCUCCUACCCCAACAACCUGCUGAGGAACCUGGCCCGCGAGGAGGCCGGCCACGCCCUGGUGGUGGACGUGGACAUGAUGCCCAGCGAGGGCCUGUGGGCGGGCUUGCUGGAGCUGCUGGCCCUGGGGGCCGGGAGGGCCGGGACGGCCCUGGUGGUCCCGGCCUUCGAGAUCCGCCGAGCCCGCCGGGUGCCCGGCACCAAGGCGGAGCUGCUGCGGCUCUACCAGGUGGGGGAAGUGCGGGCUUUCUACGCCGAGCUGUGCCCUCGCUGCCAGGCCCCAACCAACUACUCGCGCUGGCUCAACCUCCCCUCGGGGGGCUCACUGAGGCCCGCCUACCGGGUGGGCUGGCGGGACCCCUGGGAGCCCUUCUACGUGGCCGGAGGGGCCGUCCCCACCUUCGACGAGCGGUUUCGGCAGUACGGCUUCAAUCGCAUCAGCCAGGCCUGUGAGAUGCACGUGGCGGGGUUCGAGUUCGAGGUGCUGAAUGAAGCCUUCCUGGUUCACAAAGGGUUCAAGGUAGCGGGAGAUUUCCACCCCCAGAAGGAAGCCGAGAACCAACAAAACAAGAUCCUCUUCCGCCAGUUCAAACAGGAACUGAAAGCCAAGUACCCUGGCUCUCCAAGACGCUGCUGACCGUCACCGGGCAGCGCCGUGGAAGGGGACUUUAAAUCUCCCCUCAAGCCUCGGUGGUUCGGGAAGUACCGUCCUAACGGAGAGUGACCCUUUUCCUCCAGCGCCCCUUCCCCUGCUCACGCCCCACCCCAUCCCCAGCUACAAGAAUUUGGGUUCUAGGAGGGGAAUGGGUACUGGCGGAGAGCACCAUCGGGAAGUCAGUGUGGCCUCCUGGAAGAUGCACGGCCUGGGUGGCAGAGGACCUGGGUUCUAAUGCUGGCUCUGCCGCUUGUCUGC
Molecule: messenger RNA, 2056 nt
Organism: Ornithorhynchus anatinus (platypus)
Lineage: Eukaryota; Metazoa; Chordata; Mammalia; Monotremata; Ornithorhynchidae
Gene: B4GAT1
Product: beta-1,4-glucuronyltransferase 1
Exons: 2
Coding region: 542-1780 (412 amino acids)
Molecular function (GO): glucuronosyltransferase activity
Source: RefSeq, a predicted model, not a curated record